Cylicocyclus nassatus is the source of this 906-nucleotide messenger RNA. The record is from the annotation of a GenBank genome assembly. NCBI's taxonomy places the organism in Eukaryota, Metazoa, Nematoda, Chromadorea, Rhabditida, Strongylidae.
CGUCAUCCCUGAGCCUCGGUUCGAUUUCAUUUCUCAGCAUCCACCAAGAUGCAGCAGGAGGCACCUAAUAAGCCUGCAAGUACCGGUCCUGGACCAGAAACUCCACGCAAGCGACAUGGAAGAAGAGCUGUUGUGUACCACAAAGAAAGCAGUGCAGAAAGCAUUCCCUUGUACCCAAAGUCGAGAAGCGGUACUGACAGUGUAGAAGGUUACAAAAAAUCGCUCUCCGACGAAUAUAAGCGCCGAGCUUAUGAAGAAGCUGAAAGAAAUCGUGAGAGGUUGUAUGAGCUAGGGGCAGGAGGAUAUUCCAUCGAAUGUUAUGUGGCGUCGCUGGCAUUUACGGCUGCUGUAAUUGCCUUGCUGAUAGUAUAUAUAGUGAACAUCUCUCAAACAAGCCUAAAGGAAACGGUCAGUCAUAUGAGCGCAGCACCUGAUUACACAAAGUCCUAUGUGGUGAUGACCGAGAAUUUUGAUUGUUCACUUCUUGCAAAAAGAGCUUAUCUAAAAUCGAUGGAAACCGCUGACAGUGCAAUAAUGUGCCUAACGGCUACCGUUCCUUACUGUGUUGCGGGGCUAUAUUCAAGCAUUUCCUCGUUUUACUACUUAAGAUUAUCAAUAGAAAGGGCGGUGAGAACUUGGAAAAGACUAAUGGUUCCAAAACAAAUGAAAAUGUGGAGCAAGGGAUUUGGGCUUAUGAGAGUAGUUGAAAUAUCCACAGCCGAUGGAUCUCCAAAGAAUGUGAUCUACUUUGAGAAGUUCGUUCGUGAAAAGUGGCUUCGAAAUAAAACGAAAGCAGUUGAAGCUAAUAUUACGAAUAUCAAACAACAAAUUCUAACAAUGAGAUUUCACCCAAAAACCAUGGUUCUUACUAUAGUGAAGUCGUGGGUAUGGGAACGCCGAAAUUGA